CACGUGUGUCCUUUUGCUCACCGCGACCAGUGGCAUGAUCUCAAGGCCAACUUUAGGCGGCCGUAUACGUCCCCGAUACUCUCCGAGGCUACCUCAGAGUUCCCCGUUCGUCCUCUCAUCGAGGUACACUGGGUUGAGCACAAUGGCAAAGUUGCCGCGUUUGCCUGUGCCAGACCUUCGCAAGACGUUGGACCGCUACUUGCAGUCUAUUCAGCCUUUUUUGCGCGAAGACGAGGCACGUGGUCGCUCUCUCUUUGAAGUCAGCUACGCAAAACGCGUUCAGUGGGUAGAUGACUUCGAGAAAGGCGUCGGCCGCCUUUGCCAGCAUAAACUCCAUGAAUUGGACGCUCGCUCGCCACAUAACUGGCUAGAUGAUAAUAUUUGGACGAACUUUGCCUACCUCUCAUGGCGUGCCCCGCUCCUCAUUAAUUCCAACUGGUGGCUUACAUUCAUUAAUGAUCCCUCCGUACCCGAGUCUAUUUUGCGCGGCGAUACUGCAUCAGGUAUAGAGCCCUGGCAGGUCCGCCGAGCUGCGUGCAUAUUGCACCGCGUCCUCGACUGGCGCGCACGCAUGGUCAACCAGCAUCCAGACCCCGAUACGACCCGUACCGGUGUCUGGCUCCUCACUAACACGGAGAAGAUGUUCAAUACCUGUCGGUUGCCAGAAGCUGGAGCGGACGCUCUUGCGAGCAGGAAUCCGGCAUCGGAGCACGCCCAGGAUGUCAUGCUCAUGUUGCAUGAUUUUGUGUAUACCGUACGGGUCUGUGAGGACGAUCGGACACCGUUGCCCGUACAGAUCAUUGAGGACCGAAUACGUGCGGUAGUACUGGACGUGGUCAAGAGAAUAGAGGCCGGGGAAAGCGCAGUGCCAGUUGGUGUCUUGACCUCGGAUGACAGAGACCGUUGGGCAGAGAACUAUCAACACUUGCUCUCCCUUUCGCCCGCAAACGCCUCGACCUUCCGCGCAAUCAACGAGUCUAUCAUGGCUCUUUCUCUCGAUCACUACACUGCCAUGCCGUCUCAUUACCCAACCCCUACCUCCCCAAGUUCUUCCCGAUCCUCUCACACAAGCGUCCCGGCAUUAGACUCCGAUGCAGAAGUCCAAGCACACCUCCACAACACCCGCUCCCCUCCUCGAGCUCGCAACAGAUGGUUCGACAAAAGCCUGACCUUGUCACUGGAGCGCAAUACGCGUGCUGGCGCAAUGGGUGAACACGCACCUGUUGAUGCAUUAGUGCCCAGCAUCGUCUUUGAUUAUGGUGUCGUCGCUGGUAUUGACCCUUCAGCAUUCUCAGAGCCUGUUCCGCGCCCACUUACUUUAGAGGAGGCUCAUGUGAACGAUGGUGAAAAAGGAUGGUCCCGUUUGGAUUGGGUGGCCGACGAGCGGAUCGAAGCUCAGAUAAGAGAAGCGGAAGGGCGAGCUCAGGCCUCGAUUGAUAACUCGGAGGUAGGGAUUUUGGAAUUCGGGGAAUAUGGAUCGGAUUGGAUCGGUAAAGUUGCCCGCCUCCCACCAGACGCCUACACCCAACUUGCACUCCAACUCGCCUGGUAUCGCUCCCGCGGGGUCCUCACAGCGACCUACGAGACAGCCCUAACGCGAAUGUUUAAUGCUGGCCGGACAGAGUGCGUGAGGAGCGCGAGUGUGGAGGGGUUGGAUUUUGUACAAGCUGCUAAGGAAUGGGGACGUGGAGCUGGUUGUGUGGCAGAAGGGGACCAAUAUGAUGUGGAGCCCCGCGCACUUCUUCCUCUCCUCCAACACGCCAUCCAGACGCACGCGAGGCGCACGAGGGAAGCUGCUACGGGUCGGGGAAUCGAUAGACACUUAUUAGGCCUGAAGCUGAUGCUAGAAGAACUCCCUGUGGAUGCGUCCACGUCUACUUUAUCUUCCUUGGACUCUCCUUCGAGUUCGAGCCCUACCGACCCCUCACAAAAACGCACGCAUCCUCUCUUCACCGACCCUCUUUUCUCUCGUUCUCAGGAGUGGAAACUGAGCACCAGUGGCCUAAGCGCUGGGUACCAUUUCCGGGGAACUGGCUUUGGAGCUGGUUGGGAGGAUGGUUAUGGGAUUAAUUACCUCAUAGCACCCCAUCGCAUCAAAUUCUGCAUCGAGUCCAAAUUCUCAUCCACGCUCACCUCCACGAACAAGUUCAAGCAGUAUAUUGCGGAUGCGCUCCGGGAUAUGCAGGCGAUCUGCGAGGCUGGAGAGCUCGAGUUGAAAGACGGAAAGAAGAAAUCAGUGGAUGGUGUAGAAACGCGGGUGCAGGCGCGGUUAUAAGCGCCUGGUGGCGUGAAUCGAGGUCUGUGCCCUCGUGAACUUGAGGACUCGUCACUGAUGGAGAUCAAUUGAUUUUGACUGCAGAUCCCAAGCGAUUGGAUCACAUGCCGGUUCAAUAGAUGCUUGUUGAACGUUGAACGCUUAAGAAUCCUACACCAUUCAUGAAACGGUCAUCAACAACCGUCCUCGCCGCGCAAUACCUGCCUCACUUGUGUUAGUUAUCGCAAACUCCACUAGAUCUUCCUACUUUUGUUCGCGCAAGACUACACUAUACCUACUUAUCGCAUAUCACCACUCAGAUGCAAUCAAAUU
Suillus clintonianus is the source of this 2587-nucleotide messenger RNA. Its product is annotated as acyltransferase ChoActase/COT/CPT. The record is from RefSeq and is a predicted model, not a curated record. The transcript has 6 exons. Bases 35 to 2275 code for a protein of 746 amino acids. Gene Ontology annotation, molecular function: acyltransferase activity. NCBI's taxonomy places the organism in Eukaryota, Fungi, Basidiomycota, Agaricomycetes, Boletales, Suillaceae.